GUGUCACUUUUGUCAACAAAAAAAUCAGAACAAAACUCCCCAAAAUCCGUUUCUCUUACCUUCAAUUAAUACCAAAACCAUUUACAUUUUUUUCUCUCUUCUUCUUGUUUCUUUGUCUUCAUCAACUCCAAAUUCUCUAUCUUGGACCAUAAAAAAAACUUCAACUUUUUUAGUUUCAUGGAGCAUUUAUAAAACCCAGAAGUGUCAAUCAAUUCCAUCUUGCAUUUUCUAGCUUAAAAUAUUGAGUGGGUGCACUUUGUCCAUAUCCUCCAUCCCUUUCAAUUUCACAGAUUUUGCUCUUGAUUUUCCUCUUUCCAUGAAAAAUGUUCCAAAUCUAGUUGCAAAGGCCACCUUGUUUGAUUGAACAACAUAACCCAAAAUAAAAAUAUGAUCUUUUGUGUUCUGUGUGUCACCCUCUUGUUCACAAUGAGAGAGACUUGAGAGCUUCCUAUAUAUCCAAAACAGAAAAUCUCCUUAAACCCCAUUUGCUUCAUCUGCUGUUUUCUCUGCAUUUUCUCUCACUUUCUCGAGAAAAUCACUCACAAACGACAAUGCCCUCUUCCAUCUCUUCCUCCUCCUUUUCAACCUCUUCCUUCACGUGCUUCUCUGCAACUUCCCCAUCCAACCUGCAACGCUUUCUUCAAUGUGUCACUCCUCGUGUUCCUUCUCAGAUUCUACCGAAGAGCUGCUUUAAUGAUCUAAAUCCACUCUGGCAGCCUCUUGGCAAGGAGAAAGUUGAAUACUUCACUCUUCAAGAUCUUUGGGACUGCUACUAUGAAUGGAGUGCAUAUGGUGCUGGUACCCCAGUGAUGUUGGAGGAUGGUGAGACUGUGACUCAGUACUAUGUUCCAUACCUAUCUGCUAUGCAAAUCUACUGCAACAAGUCUGUUGCAGCAUCUCGCAACCGGAGAGAGGAUAGUGAUGGAGUUGAAUUUGAAAGUGAUUCCUGGAGUGAGGAUAGUUCAAGUGAUAACCUUUCUAGAUCAUUGAGUAACAAUUCCAGCAAAUCUUGGGAGGAUGCUGUUUCUGAGGAUUCAUGCUGUGAUCAGGAGGGUUCCUGGCUAAGGGAUAACAAGCUUGGCUACCUUUACUUACAGUACACUGAGAUGGCUUCUCCUUACUCAAGGGUUCCUCUUGCUGAGAAGAUUGAUGAGUUAGCUCGAACCCAUCCUGCAUUACUGACAUUGAAGAGUGUUGAUCUUUCCCCAGCAAGCUGGAUGGCUGUUUCUUGGUACCCAAUUUAUACUGUCCCAAGCCGAAACAAUGAAAAGGAAUUGGAAGCAUGCUUCCUCACUUACCAUACUCUGUCAUCAUCUUUCGAAGAUUGUGCAAUGGAGUGUGAUGAGAUGGAAAUAGGGAAUGAUCUGUGUUGUUCCAACGAAGGAGAGAACUGCAAGAAACAGAAAAAUGACCAUGUUUCUCUCCUGCCCUUUGGACUGGCUACAUACAAAAUGCAAGGAGAUGUUUGGCUAAACACUGACCCUUAUGACAAUGAGAGCAUAUCCUGUCUGUACAGUGCAGCAGACUCUUGGUUGAAACAGCUCAAUGUCCAUCACCAUGACUUCAACUUCUUCACAUUACAUUCCACCAUGUAAAUUGGCUGAGCCAUCACCAUCUUCAUCCUUCACUGACAUCACUUUGUUAGGCUCUGAACUCUGACACCGGCCUAAGAAAAAAUGGUUCCCCUGGGAGAGAAAUUCUGGAAACAUUCACAAUCUGAGGAGUUAUAUCUCAAAAGAGAGUGUAUAACCCCAUAGAAUGUAGAGUUUUGUUAAGGGGGUGAGUUUUUUUACCUACCAUUUUUUUAAUAGUACUCUUUUUGAGUAAGGUUAUAACAGUUUGUUUUAGGUUACUGAACUGUCAUAAGUGUCUUGUACUAUAUACCUUUUCUUCUCCAAACUUUUGAUCAAUUACAAUCUUGUAUAUUUUGCUA
Messenger RNA from Vigna angularis (adzuki bean), 1933 nucleotides. RefSeq lists its product as uncharacterized. NCBI's taxonomy places the organism in Eukaryota, Viridiplantae, Streptophyta, Magnoliopsida, Fabales, Fabaceae. The coding region runs from base 552 to 1595 and encodes 347 amino acids. The record is from RefSeq and is a predicted model, not a curated record. The transcript is spliced from 6 exons.